AUGACGAGCUUAAGUUCGAUUAAGGUACCAGUGUUUGAAAGUAAAAAAUUUGAAAAUUGGAGGUUGCAGAUGGAGAAUAUUUUCACAUACCAAGAGGUAUGGGAUAUUGUGAAAGAUGAUUAUGCUGAACCAGCAAAGGGAGUAGUACUUGAAGGAGCUGCGCUAACUCAAUUAACUGAAAACAGAAAGAAGAAUUCCAAAACUACAUAUAUUGUUCAUCAGGGUAUUCAUGAAUCUCUCAUGGACAAAGUUAUCUAUAUUAAGCAAAUGGAAAGUACUGAAACAAUAUCGGAUUUUUUCUCAAAGACUUUGAAUCUUGUCAAUGAGAUGAAGGCUAAUGGUGAUACUGUAGAAGAUUCAGCUGUUGUGGAGAAGAUAUUAAGAAGCUUGCCUGAGAAGUUUGAAUCGAAAGUUACUGCUAUAGAGGAAUGCAACACAGUUGCAACUAUGACUCUUAAUGUGUUGUUGGGUUCAUUACAAGCAUAUGAACAAAGACUGCUAGAAAAAACAGCUGCUGCAAAACAAGUUGAAGGGGCACUUCAGAGUCAAGCUAAUAUUGCUGAAAGUCAAGAAGAAGAAACAGAAGAGAAGAAGGAUGAAAACAUGCUACUAGCAUGUCAUACACCAGAAGAACAACCUCAACUCAAGUGGUACUUGGAUACACGUUGCGACAAUCAUAUGUUUGGCAGAAAAGAUUUGUUUGAAAGCUUGGAUGAGUCUGUAAGAUCCACAGUGAAGUUUGGGAAUAGUUCAACAAUUCCAGUUAUGGGAAAAGGAAGAAUAAGAAUUGUUCUCAAGAAUGGUUCUAAAGCAUACAUCAUGGGUGUAUUUUAUGUUCCAGGUUUACAUCAAAACUUGCUAAGUAUGGGUUAA
Molecule: messenger RNA, 873 nt
Organism: Papaver somniferum (opium poppy)
Lineage: Eukaryota; Viridiplantae; Streptophyta; Magnoliopsida; Ranunculales; Papaveraceae
Exons: 3
Coding region: 1-873 (290 amino acids)
Source: RefSeq, a predicted model, not a curated record